CCCAGAUGCCGGUUGCGCAACACCGUGUGUGUCUCCACAGUCGCACAGGCACAUUUUGACAUGUUUAUUCCUCUCCAGUAGCCUGACUGAGCUGCUCUCUGACGUCUCAUAUGUUGGCUGCCUCUCAGAUAUGUGCUUCUGAGUUUCACAGCUCAGAUAUCUCGGCAGUUGAAAAGGAGGGAACGGCGCACCAGACAUGAAAGACGGGAAAGAAACUUUUCCCAAGUGGAAAACCUGGCUGGUGGGUACGUGUGUAGCGCUGCUGCUGCUUCUAGCCUCUGCAGGUCUAGUUUUCCUCUGGGUUCAGCAGCAGGAGCUGGCAGAGGAGCUGGGCAGGCUGGACUCCCAGAUGCAGGAGCUGGCACAGUACUGCAGGCUGGCAGCAGGACGGCUGCCAGAGGAAAGUGGAAAGGCUGGAGAUGUGAGAAAGCUCCGGCGCACCAGACGGAACCAGGGGGGACAAUGGACUCAGAGAAAGGACCAGGACAAGCUGAUGCUGAUGACGCACACUCUGCUUCCUGUCAAAGCCUACCUUGAUCUUUGCAACAGCUCCACAGGAGUUUGUUUGAUAGGUCCACCUGGUCCCCGAGGUGUGCGUGGCAGGCCUGGCCCCCCAGGACCACCAGGUGCACCAGGCCCAGAGGGAAGACGAGGACGCAGAGGUCUUCCUGGUCCUCCAUGUCCCACCUGUUGUCCAACUGAAGAAAGAAAGAAGAAACCAGAUGAACGAAAAAUGUUUCCAAAGGACCAAAAAAAAGCACAACCAGGCAAUGAAACCAGUGACGCUCGGAAACCGUCUGGACCUGCACAAUCUCAGCGCACAAAACCUGAGGCCAGCUCUACUUCUCUGAAUGAUAGCAGCGCCGUAAAUGUCACACAGACACCAAUUACACCGUCAGUAGGUAAUAAAUCUGUUCUUUUGAGCAAAGCCAGAGCUGACCAUUAUGUUCUAUACAGUCCCACACCUGUUAAAAAACUAUUUGUUUUGUGACUUUAAAGUAAAUGA
Molecule: messenger RNA, 1006 nt
Organism: Cyprinodon tularosa
Lineage: Eukaryota; Metazoa; Chordata; Actinopteri; Cyprinodontiformes; Cyprinodontidae
Product: gliomedin-like
Exons: 7
Coding region: 197-991 (264 amino acids)
Source: RefSeq, a predicted model, not a curated record